This is a messenger RNA of Dacryopinax primogenitus, 738 nucleotides long. RefSeq lists its product as uncharacterized. The record is from RefSeq and is a predicted model, not a curated record. The transcript has a single exon. NCBI's taxonomy places the organism in Eukaryota, Fungi, Basidiomycota, Dacrymycetes, Dacrymycetales, Dacrymycetaceae. The coding region runs from base 1 to 738 and encodes 245 amino acids.
AUGGAAGACCUUUGGCCUUCUAUCUCCGCAACCGCGGUGGCAGACCAUAAGCAGAAGCAAUUCCACAAUUUUUUGGCCAACGCAAAGGCCAAGAAGAGACCACCUCUCUUCUCUUCUUACCACCACCAUCCCCCCUCCCACAAAUGGUAUAUCACAUUCGAUCUCACCUUCUCGCCCUCCAUCAUGCUCUUCGAGCACAUGUCUGGCGUUUUGCCUGCCCCUGCACCAUCUGGUGCAACUGCCUCGGCUGAGGUGGAAGUCUGCGAGGACGUCGUCUCGCUUCCCCUGCCAUCUCCGAGGACUGUCUCGCCCAUGGCUGUCUCCCCGGCAGCCCCCAUCCCUCCUUCGCUGCCUAUGGCAGUGAUACCAGCUGGCGUGGACUCCACACUGACUAUCUUGUUGCAGACCACCAAGUCCAUCCAGGGAGGUGCUCUUGUGCCUUCCUCCAGUGUCGUCCAUACAGAUGAUAAUCCAUUUGGCGCUUCGGCGCCCCUUCCUGCAGUCGGUCCAAUGGAUGACACCCCAACUGCCCUGGUUGUUCUCUCAAACAACCUCCCACCCAGCGAUGCCAUUCCCUUGAACAGCACAGAUCAUACUGCCAUUGUUCUGUCAAACAACCCCCCAUUCUCUCACACUGGAUGGGGCAAACCGUCUGGCACCCUGCUCGUUGGUUGGGGUACUUCGUCCGGAAGGGACUCCUCUGCUGGCUGGGUUGACCCUGCCGACCCACCGAAGUGA